This is a messenger RNA of Neocloeon triangulifer, 2011 nucleotides long. RefSeq names its product tetratricopeptide repeat protein 17-like. Bases 540 to 1721 code for a protein of 393 amino acids. NCBI's taxonomy places the organism in Eukaryota, Metazoa, Arthropoda, Insecta, Ephemeroptera, Baetidae. The record is from RefSeq and is a predicted model, not a curated record. Gene Ontology annotation, molecular function: protein binding. Gene Ontology annotation, biological process: actin filament polymerization. The transcript has 6 exons. Gene Ontology annotation, cellular component: actin cytoskeleton; cytoplasm.
AAAAUAAAUACAUAAUCUGCAUUUCGAUCAAUGAUUAGCCGGCGACGUGUUCAAAAACACAGUCGACCGGCGUAUUUUGAGCUCAAUUUUGCCGCACCUGCGAGCGAUUUGAAGAAAAUGGAAUGUGUCUCCUUGAUGACCAGGUUGUCCAGCAGGACUAGGGUGUUGCCCCCGGCCGCAGCGGGCCGAAGCCCGGCCGAAAAGAGCAGAAAACUGCCCCAAAACAGAAUUCCGCCUAUCCUCAACGCCACCAUUAUCGCAGAUGUGUGACGGUGUGGCAGUUUUCUCGUUCCGACGUUGCUCAACGCCCAUUGGCCUGCGUGCAGCUGCAUUCCGCUCGCUGAUUGGCUGCUGGCGCUGACCGCCUGGAAGACUGGCGAACAGCAACAGCUCGCAGCCAGGUCGGAACGGCGGAACGAGAGAGAAAACCUCAGAAAACAACAGAGGCGAAAAGCAGCUGCUGCAGAACUGCGGAUUUCGUUUGGCAAAGGAUGUUGCACGCCUGAGGAACGCCGAGGGCUGGCGAUCGUGCUACAGAAAUGUUCAGCAUCGUCAACAGCGAGAUGCCGUGCGUCACUUUCCUUGCUCUCUACAUUCUAUCGUUUCACGUGCUGCACAUAAACUCGAAGACCUCGACCUACUGGAAGCUGACCGAGGAUGGCAAGAUCGAGCCGAGUCCGGUGCAGCUGCCUGGUUUGGCGGCCGAUUCGGCCUUUGAAGAAGACGAAGUCUUCAACAUCAUCACGUCUACGGUGCGCCUGGGCACCAUGUGGUCCAAGCGAGAUGAAGAGCACAUAUGUGUUGAAUGCCCACAGCAGUCUUCACCUGCACCAUCCGUGGACGAAACCAAUCUUGUCAAGAACGAGUCAGAGAACAAUUCAACAGAGUCCAAGUCCAUCAAACUAAGACUAAAUCAGUCGGAGAGCAAAAAACAGUCUGACAGUGAUGAGCAACUGGACUGUGGGAAACCCGUCAACUAUACAUACUACGACCACUUGGUGGGAAUUGCCAACAGGCACACUCAUCCCAAUGUACCUGAGCCGCAGACCUCAUUAAUAUUUUACCAAAAGAGUGGCAAAGGGACAAAGCGGAACGACUUCGACAUAGCCGCAGUCGAAAAGAGACUCCUGAAGGCCAAGAGAGAGAAACCAAAGUCAGUCCAGUUGUACAAUCAAAUUGGCAACUUUUGGAGAGUCAAGGGCGACACACAAAAGUCCAUCGAGUGCUUCAGAAGAGCACUGGCGGUGUCGCCGAACAAUGCUGAGGUGUUGCUGAACUUGGCCAGAGUUCUCUUUAACCUGCAGUACCUGGAUGAUGCCAUAUCUCUAACCCGGCGGUCCUUGGAGGUGCAACCGCCCGACAAAAGCCCGUGGCAGCAAUAUUUCACCUUGGGCGAAAUUCUCAAGGCAUACGGACACUACCAAGAGGCAGCUGUCCAUCUGCGGAACGCACUUGAGCUCAAGCCCGAAUUUGAGCCUGCCCUGGCCGCUUUAAGAGACAUAGAGAACGUCCCAGCACACGCCAUCCAUGUGUACACAGUGCUGAUCAUUGUUUGCUUAGUGCUGGGCGUUUUGUUGAUCAUCUUGUCCUCGAUGGAUGGCCAGUUGGAGGAGAUCGGGGAGGUCAAAGGCCAGAGCAGGCACUUCAACAGAGCAAUGGCGAUGCGCAGCAUCAAAAUGGGCAUUUCCUCCAAGUCACAACUGCGAGCGCGCCGCAACUAAGAGACAACCCACCUUGGUAAAGUAGAAAGUUUGAAAUGCCGUUGCGUCGGCGGUGAAUUUUUAAAAGUGUAAUUCGUUGGUUGUUUAUCGCUUUUUUUACUGGCUGUGGAUUCAUUUGUAGGUCUUUACCUUUUUUAAUUUAUUGAUUUUCCUACGGAAUAAGUCAGUCCGUGUUUUAAAUUUAAGUUGAAUAUGUGAAAACAGUCGGAUUUGUGUAAGAAGCAUGCAUGUCGCUGUCAAGCAAUAAAGUGGAACAAAUGCUCUGCUGCAAAAGAAAACUGUUUAAUGAA